AACAAGUUGGUGAUAUUGUGUACAAGAAAGUCCUCCUGUUUGUAGCGUAAAAUACUCUUGGUUCUGAAGAAAUUAUAUUUCUGAAAAGUUAAACAAAGCUUUACAAUGCUUCACGAAGGUGGAACAACAAGAAUAACGGAGGAAAUCGAUGAACUUAGGCGAAAACUUGCUUUAUUAGACGGUGAUAGGAAAGCUUACUAUGAAAGUUCACAAUGGACCAUGAAAAAGAARAAYGAGACCAUCGCAGAUCUCAGCAAAACCAACAAAGAAUUGAGACGUGACCUUGCUAAGAAAGAAGCUGGUGAUGAACAAGUCAUCAAUGAUGCUUUCAAGGCAAGAGAUCCUCAAAGACAUUGCGCCAUGCGUGGAAUGUCAGGAAGGGCUGCCAUAAAUAAGCUUGAUCAYCAAGUAUGUGAAAGRAUCAAGAAGCUCAAUGCACUAAAACACCAGAGAAACAUGAAAGAAAAGAAGCUUAGGGAYUUACAAACAGAAUAUGACCAAAUGGUUACAGAUGCAGAAGAAGCUGUCAAUACAGAUGCGGGAGAGUCUGAAGAUGCACAGAAAUUGAGAAUGGUUGAAAACAGCUUGGACAAAAUGAAUCUGAAGUUGAGUGAAGCGAAAAGAAUAAGGAAAACCUAUGACCAAAUCUUUGAUUGUCUAAAAGAGGAAUGUCUUUGUUGGCCAAAUAAACUUGACCAAAGGGAAGCAGAGCUGAAGGCAGCCAUGGAUGAGUUAGAUGAACUUAAAGCCAGCAACAAUGAUGCCCAACUUGCACGAGAAGCUGCUAAAGCAGAACUGACAAAACUUGAGCAGUCUGUUUAUGAAUCCAAGAAAGAGAGAGAGGCAGCAUUGGCUGAGUACAAGAAACAGGCAGAAGAAAAGAAAGAGCAGGCAGAAAAAGUAGAAAAAAGACUUCAAAGAUCAUCUUUGCAACAAGAUGAGCUAACUGAUCCCAAAGCCACCCUGUCAGGUGAGGAGCAAGAGCGUAAGAUCACUACAUAUGAAGAAGCCAUGAACAAAAUCAAAGAUGCAACUGGAGUAUCAGACAUUAAAGAAGUUGUACAGAGAUUCCUUGCACAAGGAGACACUCAGAAACACUUACUUCAGCUUAAAUCAGAUAAUGAGAAAAUGCUUGUAAGGCUUAAGGAAGAAAAGGAAAAAUUAAGAGUUGAUUAUGAAGAAAUGAAAUAUUCUGGAGAGGCACGCUUGUCAAGUGGACAGAGAAUGUUAGAAGAAUUCCAACAACGCCUUGAUGAGGAAACAGCCAAGUGCAGAGAGGCUGAACAACGUCAGAAACAUGCAAGUCGCACACUUGUCAAUGUCAAAGCUGGAAUUGAACACCUUGCUGAUAAACUACAACAUCUCAAAGCUCCAAAAGGUCAGGUGCCACAAGCACAAUUAUCACCAACUUCAGAUGAAUUUGUUCUGGAUCUUCUUGGCACAUGUGAACAAAAGCUCCUUAAGCUCAUGGAUGACCUGGGUGGAAAGGAUAUCUCAGAUAUUAUGAAAGAAAUGGAAGAUCUUGAGUUCCGUUCUACUAUGGAGAAUAAGUUGCCUCAGCACAAUACAAGAGUCAAGUUACCAGUUGUUACAGAACGUAUGACAGCUUAUGAAGAUGAUGAGGAGAGUGGAGAAGAUGAAGAUGUCCUGUCAAGAAAUGCAAUUAAAAGAUACUCCCAACAACUUGUGGACUCCAAGACCAAGAAACARAAAGCAAGAAAGUCAAAGAGAAAAUCAAAGCAGUAAAUAKGUAAUUUUUUCAAAAUGUUAACUCUGUACAAAGAUUACCUUACUUAAUAUUGUAAAAACCAUAGCACUUGUGACUUUCUUUAGAGUCUAUUAAGAAAGUUUGCAUAUACGUGGUCUUAUUAAUAAAAAUCAAUGUUUGAUAAAUUA
Molecule: messenger RNA, 1896 nt
Organism: Exaiptasia diaphana
Lineage: Eukaryota; Metazoa; Cnidaria; Anthozoa; Actiniaria; Aiptasiidae
Product: coiled-coil domain-containing protein 151
Exons: 12
Coding region: 106-1746 (546 amino acids)
Biological process (GO): cilium movement; outer dynein arm assembly
Cellular component (GO): cilium
Source: RefSeq, a predicted model, not a curated record